This is a messenger RNA of Neocloeon triangulifer, 4015 nucleotides long. Its product is annotated as dynamin-binding protein-like. Bases 197 to 3691 code for a protein of 1164 amino acids. Gene Ontology annotation, cellular component: cytoplasm. NCBI's taxonomy places the organism in Eukaryota, Metazoa, Arthropoda, Insecta, Ephemeroptera, Baetidae. The transcript is spliced from 19 exons. Gene Ontology annotation, biological process: intracellular signal transduction. Gene Ontology annotation, molecular function: guanyl-nucleotide exchange factor activity; protein binding. The record is from RefSeq and is a predicted model, not a curated record.
GCCAAAAGCUGCCUGCUGGCUUGUUGCUUGUUUUGUGAUUUGGUUCUUGGGGUAUCGCCUUAUUUUUUUUUAUAGAUAAGUGACGCGAUCGUCUCGACCAUUGAUUUUACUCUAGAUUUUAUAAAGAAAUUCAGGAUGCGGAAUCAUAUUUUUCAGUAGCAGCGAUUACGUUAUUGUUAUUGAAACGACCGAAAUAAUGCCACUGAUUGUGAGCAGAGUGGUGAAAGACUUUCUAACCACCACUCCGGACGAACUGUGUGUGUCCAAGGGUGACAUAGUCCUGGUCAUUUCAAAAUCGGACCGAAUUUGGUGCGAAUGCCGCCUGUUGCCAGGUGAUCAGCAGGGCAGGGUGCCCUUGGGACACCUGAGUGAACUGCAACCACCCUUUGUUGAGGUCGGACAGGUGCUGUUCGUCACUGUGUCUGAUUUUGUUGGGCAGCAAACUGGAGACCUCACAAUCUUUAAAGGAGAUUUUGUGAUUGGCACUCACAAGAUUGAUGACAACUGGUGGAAUGGACAAUGCAACAGAGUAACUGGAAUGUUUCCAGUGAGCUAUGUUUUCCAAUUAGAUACAGAACAGGAGAAACUUCGUCGGGCUAGGGUGAAAACAAGCAUGAGAGCUCAACUAGAGGAAGAAGUCGAUCUUCAGGAGGGUGACAUUGUCACUGUCGAGCGCACAGUAGACAAAGCUUACUUUUAUGGCUGCAGCCAGGGAAAGUCUGGAAUUUUUCCGUCUGCCUUCGUUGAGGUUUUAGAAGAAGGACCCUCACUGGCUGUAGCAAGUCCCUACAGAAAAUCCGAUCUGCCUCCCGCCUACGUAGAAAAUCUGCCUCCACCCUAUAGGGAAAGCAUGGCUCAAGAUUUUCAGCCAACAGCGCAGCAGAACAAUCAAAGUGCUAAAGGACUAGCAAGUGCACCACAAAAUCAAUCUGAUAUGGGAAUGCAGCCUUAUUGUGUUGGCCUUUUCCCGUUCACUGCCCAAUUUGACAACGAGCUGAGUUUCGGCGAAGGAGAAAUUAUAAUGAUGUCGUGUCACGUAGACCAAGACUGGAUCAAAGGAUCUUGCAAUGGUCGUCAGGGAAUAUUUCCUGCAAGCUUUGUCAACAUUGUCGUGGACUGCCCUUCCAGUUCGAAGGAUCCGUCAGGCCUGACUGUCGGCGGUUUUGCCAAGUUGAUAUUCGACUUCCAGGCACAAACGUCGGGUGAUGUGACUGUCCGGGAAGGUGAGACGGUUUUUCUCAUGUAUCCGACUGGUGAUGAUCAGUGGUGGAUGGUGAAAAAGGCGGAUGGAACUUCUGGUCUUUGUCCGUCAAACUAUUUGGAACACUUGAAAUUUGAUGCGGUUUCUAAAAGCACACCUACCAGUUCCUUGGAGGAUUUAGCAGUAAAAAACUUGAAUCAACUUUCUUUAUCCAAGCCUCAAUCACUCCCAUCAAGAAAUUCACAAACUUCACGUUUAUCUUUGAGGCCUUUGCCUCCCAGUUCGCCACCUCCAUCACCUCCUAAGAGUGAUGAGGAACCUGAACUGCAAUUAGUUGAGCCUAUUCGACCAAUUGUGCCUCCAAUUCAUGAGCGACAUGAGCAGGAAAGUUUAAUCCGAGUUCCACACCGAGCCCCUCCACCAAUACAGCAGGUUCAAAAGCCUGCAGAACAACCUCAGAUAAAUGAAGAAACUACGGAUGAUUUAAGGAACAAAAUGUGGGAACAAAGGCAGAAUGUAAUAACAGAACUUGUCCUGACCGAGAGAGACUUUAUUCGAGAUCUGAAAAUCACUUAUGAAACUUUCAACCUGCACAAUCCACAGAUACUUGAGUCCAGGGGUGUAGAUGCAAAUCUGCUCUUUGGCAACAUUUUAGAGGUGAUAAAAGUGUCGGAAUCAUUGUUGGACAAAGUCAUCUUGGCUAUGAAAGGGAAAAGUGAGGACAAGCAGUUGAUCGCUCCCAGUUUUUUGGGAAUGGCCGAAGAAAUGAAAAAUGUUUACACCUCGUACUGUAUCAACAAUGACAACUCGCUGAUGCUUCUGAGCAAAUAUGGGGAAAAUGAAGACAUCCAAAAGCUUUUUAGAAAAGGAAUCGAAACGCUGCAAAUGCAGAUUUCGUGCUUCGACAUGAGUUCCAUAAUAAUAAAACCAGUUCAGCGAAUAAUGAAGUACCCUCUUAUAUUGAAUGAACUUUACAAGUGCACGGAUGAUGCUCAUCCAGACAAGGCAGGUUUAUUGGUGGCUGUGAAAACCAUGUCCGAAGUGGCUUCGUACAUCAAUGAGGCUAAGAGGCGACAAGACAUAGUGUCAAGAUAUUUAGGAGAUGGAACUUCUUCACUUUCUCUCAAAAUGUCUAGAUUUUCUUUGCAUUCCGUCACAAAAAAGUCAUCUCGUCUGAGUGCCAAAUUGUCGUCAACUCUUGGAAUAUCUAACACAGUCAGAGACGAGGCUUUCAACGAGCAGGCAAGAGUGUUCUUGUCCCUAGGAAAGAGCAUCAGAAGCUUUCACCAGGGCAUCGAAUCAGUUUUGUUUCACAUAAAAGAAGCUGUGUCUGCCCAGCUCGGCUUAGCUGAUGCAAUUUCUGACUUUUUCGAUGACAAGUCUGCUAACAACGUGGACUUCAAAGAAGCACAAAACUUUAUUUCUAAAGAACUACUCCAACAGUUUAUAUCCAGUCUUCAAAAGUAUGUCCUGGACACACUGAAUAUCAUUUUAGAACUUGCCCUUGGCCCACUGAAACUGAUAGAAAAAAGAAAUGACAAGUUAGCUGACUAUGAAGCGUUAAUGUCGAAGGCAGAAAAACUGAAAGAUCCAAAGACCCAAGAUGAUCUCAAUCUUGCCAAGCACACUUAUGAAGCUCUGAACUCCCAGUUGCUGGAAGAACUUCCAACCUUUUGUGUUCACGCUGAAGACAUUUUCAUUGAGUGUGUUAUGUCUUACAUUGUAGCAAGAAAAAUAUUCUCCGCCAAAGCAGCUAAACCAUAUUUAAAUCUAAUGGAGUUGCCGGUGAUGGCUGGAUUUGCCAGAGAUUCAGUUGAGGUGUUUAAGGUGAAGCAUAAUUUAGUCUGUGAUGAAAUGAGCAACAAGCUGAGCUUUGUAUCAAAAACUUUCAAAUCUGAGAACUUUGGCACUCUGAAAUCCAAUAGAAAAACUUCAACCUGUGCUGAAAGCAAGAUUGAAGAGCACAGUCAGAGCACCAGCAGGACUGCAUACUUGUUCAGCAAAUACCCACUUGAAAAAAUAUUCAAAGUUGUUGAGCCGUGGAGUAAGAGCGAAAUUCUCGAUCUCUCUGUCCAGGAGGGAGACCUUGUUGCCGCAAUCAAGCAACAAGACCCCAUGGGCAGUGGUGAACGGUGGUUUGUUGAUGAUGGAGAAAACAAAGGAUUUGUGGCUCAACGGUGUUUGCAGCAGUAUCUUAUUAACUCAAGUCCGCAAACUUCUGUUGGUUCCUGCGACGAGACUGACAUUACCUACGAAGAAGUUGAAGAAGAGGAUAUUUACGAGGAAAUUCCUGAUGAGGAUUUUUUCUACGCGGAAUACAAUUUCGAUCCUAUCAACAAUUUCACGCUGAAACUGACCAAAGGCCAAGUUCUGAAGGUGAUCAAUAAGUACGACCAGCAAGGAAAUGAAGAGUGGUGGUAUGUUGAGAACAGGAGCGGCGGCCAGGGAUACGUUCCAGCAAAUUAUUUGAAAAAGUAUAGCGGCGCUUAAGAAGAAACAAGAAGUCAUGAAAAUAUUUCUUAAUUGUGUGAUUUUUAAUACGAAGAUUAAAAAGGCUGUGGAACAGCUCCAAACAAGAGAGAGGUUAAUUUUAAUAAUGAAUUUUUUUGUUGGUUGCAAAAUGGGUGGAUUGGACAAACUGUUGUCGGCACAUAUUUACUGCCUACACGUGACUUAGAUUAUUCCGGAUUAUUCAUUUUCCGCAGGCGAAUAGGAAGAAUUAAUAUUAAUGUGCACAGGCUUGAAAUGUUAACUAAUCUUAUAUACGUGAACGUUAGGAACACACCAAAAAUUUUAUAAAUAAACAGCCAUGAA